UAGUUAGAGAAAGGAAAGCUAGCAGAUGGAAUGUGCAUAUACACUCACACAAAAAAAAUGAAUAUAGAAGUAAAGGUGGUAGAAAAAGACAAGCAUGACUAACAGAAUUCCCACAUGAUUAGACCUCUGUCUCUAGUUUAUUUACAAAGUGGAGUGCUGCUUUCACCUCUAUUUCGGAUUCUGCAUUACAAUCAGUCCACGUUCAUCUUCCUCACAUCCCUAUAUUAAAUAUAAAAUAUAUAUUUACACACACACACACACACACACCCUUUCUAAUUCUAUAUAUAUAUAUACCCCUCCAAUUAGAGCAAGCAAGAUUGAUUAAAGCUUACGUGACACAUAGAGAGAGAGAGAGAGAGAUGGAAUGGAAAAAAGGUUAUCUGGAUGUGAUACUGGUGCCAGUGGGGUUUAUGAUAUGCAUGGGAUAUCACGUGUGGCUUUGGCAUAAGGUGCGAACCCAACCUCUCUCUACCAUCAUCGGCACCAAUGCUCGUGGCCGCAGAUUUUGGGUCGCCGCCAUCAUGAAGGACAACGAGAAGAAGAACAUCCUGGCGGUGCAGACGCUGCGGAACACGAUAAUGGGGUCGACGCUGAUGGCGACGACGUCGAUCCUCCUCUGCUCGGGGCUGGCGGCGGUGAUCAGCAGCACGUACAGCAUCAAGAAGCCGCUGAACGACAGCGUUUACGGCGCCCACGGCGAGUUCAUGGUGGCGCUCAAGUACGUGACGCUCCUCCUCAUCUUCCUCUUCUCCUUCAUCUGCCACUCCCUCUCCAUCCGCUUCAACAACCAGGUCAACUUCCUCAUCAACUGCCCCCCCGACGACGCCGGCGUCCUCACCCCGGCCUACGUCGCCGAGCUGCUCGAGCGCGGCUUCGUGCUCAACACCGUCGGCAACCGCCUCUUCUACGCCGCGCUGCCGCUCAUGCUCUGGAUCUUCGGCCCCGUGCUCGUCUUCCUCUGCUCCGUCACCAUGGUCUCCGUGCUCUAUAAUCUCGACGUCGUGCUCACGCCGGAGGAGAAGAGGAAGGCCGCCGUCGAUGAUGAUGAUGAUGAUCAGAAUGAUGGGCAUCGGUGUGGAGCUGUGUGAAUUUACUUUCAUGUAUUAAUUGAUUCAUAUUAAUCAAGAUUUACUUGUGCGUGCUAAA
Salvia miltiorrhiza (redroot sage) is the source of this 1146-nucleotide messenger RNA. RefSeq lists its product as uncharacterized. Bases 360 to 1088 code for a protein of 242 amino acids. Lineage: Eukaryota; Viridiplantae; Streptophyta; Magnoliopsida; Lamiales; Lamiaceae. The transcript has 2 exons. The record is from RefSeq and is a predicted model, not a curated record.